UUCAGUUUUAACAGUCGGCUGUGUAACAAAUAAAUUCUUAAUUUCAGAUGCAGCUGUCCCUCGUGUUACUCCAAACAGACUGCAGCACUUCGAAUAUGAAUCUGUGUCUUUGCAUUGUGAUGGCUCCACUCAGCUGAGAGGGUUUAGGAAUAAUGAAGCGUUUAAUCCAGCAUGUGUAACAAAGAUGACAUCAUCAGGUUCCUCCUGUGUGUUUGAUAAAGUCUAUCAAGGAGACAGUGGAGUGUACUGGUGUGAGGCUAAAGGAGGAGAGCGAAGUAAUACUGUUAACAUCACAGUCACAGGUGGUUCUGUGAUCCUGGACAGUCCGGCUCUUGCUGUGCUUGAAGGCAGCAGUGUCACUCUUCUCUGCAGAAAAAAGACAACUUCCACCAACUUUGCAUUUUUCUACAAAGAUGAUGUCAUCUUGGAAAAAAGAGCUGUAGAAAAGAUAAGCAUUAACAAUUUUUCAAAGCUGAAUGAAGGCCAUUACAAGUGCAGCAUCCCUGAUGUUGGAGAGUCACCAGAAAGCUGGCUGGCUGUGAAAGCGUUAUCUGCAUCGCCUCAUGAAGACACUCGCCCUCAUGGUUCUGACUACAAAUAUGUCAUCGCCCUGCUUUGGACUGCCAUCAUCAUUUUGAUCAUGAUACUGGUGACUGUGCUGGUUCGAUUUCUUCAUACGGGGAAAGGCAGAGGAUUUCUGCUUUUCUGUUCGUCACCUUUACAAAGGAGAACAACAGCAGCGUCCAUCUCAACGGAAGCCAAUCCAGCAGGAUUUCUUGUUUUCUGUUCAUCGCUUUUACAAAGGAUGCUAACAAGCACAUCACACUCUGCUGAAGCCAAUACAGCAGAUGAUUCGGAUGAACUUGUGUACUCCACUUUAACCAUUCGUGGGGCACAACAAAGUUGCCAGCCAGAAGAAUCAGACUUGUUGAGCUCCACAGUGACUUCCAGAGAAGGUGAAGGCCCAGGCCUCCCAGUGAAGGAAGAAAUUUAUUCCUCUAUCCGGAUUGCCACAGAGAGCAGUGACACCUGACUCCAAAAGUGGAGGAGUUCUCAAUUUAAAGCUGUGCUGAAAAUCUGAAAAAGAACAAGAAAAAUGUUUGUAUUUAAAACUGUAACUGUAAUUUUGACAGUACUUUUUUUUUUUUGUUGUUUACCUUUAUGGGACCUGCAGCCUUCCCCUGAUGCGGACGAGAAGAAAGUUUGAUUGUUCUACUUGUUGUUCUAUAUGGUCGGCGCUUGAGUGUCUCCAACUUUCUCACGAUGACUAACAGGGUGUGCUAUAAAGCUGAAACUGAAUGCUAUCCCCCAUGUAUAGAAUAAAGUGACAUAAAAGUGAUAUUACUAAAACAUGUGAUCAACAGAUAAAAUAAAUUUCAAUCAUAAUGACAACAUUUAGAUAUAAUUCAUUUCAAUUAAAUUUUAUUUAUAUAGCAAAGUCAAAGUUCAUUAUGUUGUUAAGUAAAGAUCGUACAAUAAUACAGAGAAAACCCCAACAAUCAAAAAACCUCAAUGUGAGUCCAGUUCCUUGGUGGCAGUGGGGAGGAAAAACUCCCAUUUAACAGGAAGAAACCUCCAGCAGAACCAGGCUCAGGGAGGGGUGACCAGUUGGUGCAUAUAACAGCAUUAAAGUUA
This is a messenger RNA of Oreochromis niloticus (Nile tilapia), 1635 nucleotides long. RefSeq lists its product as uncharacterized. Gene Ontology annotation, biological process: cell surface receptor signaling pathway; immune response. Gene Ontology annotation, cellular component: external side of plasma membrane. Lineage: Eukaryota; Metazoa; Chordata; Actinopteri; Cichliformes; Cichlidae. Gene Ontology annotation, molecular function: transmembrane signaling receptor activity. The record is from RefSeq and is a predicted model, not a curated record. The transcript has 8 exons. Bases 185 to 1033 code for a protein of 282 amino acids.